Carassius auratus (goldfish) is the source of this 1208-nucleotide messenger RNA. RefSeq names its product growth arrest-specific protein 7-like. Lineage: Eukaryota; Metazoa; Chordata; Actinopteri; Cypriniformes; Cyprinidae. Gene Ontology annotation, molecular function: protein binding. The transcript has 4 exons. The coding region runs from base 315 to 632 and encodes 105 amino acids. The record is from RefSeq and is a predicted model, not a curated record.
AACUCCCAAACAAAGGCUUUAAGAAAUCACUCUAUCCCAGAAACCAGAGCAAGACAUUUUUUCCUCUGGCCCUUUUUGGGGAAAUGUGAGAAAAGAUGAGCUAAGUGACAUGCUAGUUCAUUCUUUCCAUGUCUCUGGCGCUGACCCUGCGAUAUGGGUCAUUUGAUGCAUGAAGGAGUGAGAAGUUGCAUGUUCGAGAAGUUUGGCUGCCUCUCCUGAGUCACUUGGACUGAUCUUAGAUGUGUACAGGACUGCAUUUUCUUAAUUAAGUAGACUUCUUUUCAUAUCUCUGGGAAAGGCUUGAUUGGAGAAGUAUGCAGCAGCCGGUAGUCUCCUGCAGGAUGCCAACAGAGGAAAUCGAGAGUGUGUCUCUUCCUGUGGGUUGGAAAAGCUACAUUUCACCUGAGGGACGGAAAUACUAUGUCAACACAAGCACUAAAGAGACAACGUGGGAACGGCCAAGCACAUCCACCACCAGCCCCAAGGCUUCUGGGUUUCACCAACACUCAGCUCUGAGGGAAGGAGAGGGACAGCUCAUAGAAGAACUGCAUUGUACCACAGCCUUCGUCAUAAUAAUCACUCACCACUGGACACAGUCAGUGGACACGUACACACAGGCUGUUCAGCCUUAGUGCGAGCUGAUUGUUGGCCAUCUGUGAGACGUGGGUCCAGAUUCAAUGAUAUGAUUACUACUUGGACAAAAUGCAUUAUCUGGAACAUUAUCUUCAGUGUGGUGUCAAUAAGAGUUUAUUAAGUCAGUGUUAAUGCGUCAGCGCUCACAUAAGCUGAUGAAUACAUAAAACUGUUGACAUAAAAAUAUUGACUGCUGUCUAAAACGUCCUAUGUUGUGUAAGUAUCAGGCACUUCAGUCUGACUUAGAGCAGUGUAUUAUGAGCUGUGGGUUGGAGAGGAACUUGUGCAAAGAAUGUUAAUGAUUGUGAAUUUAUAUCAUUUUUAGAACUAUAAGACAUUUAAGUUUGUUGGGGAGCUUAACCAAUAUUUACAUAUUAUUGGCAUGACGUGCAACAAUUGUGCCACCAAUAACAGCAUUGCUUCUCAGCGGGAGCAGCACUCCUCACAAGCUGCAUGCAAAAACAAACAAUACCACGAUCUGUGUGGUCAGAUGUGUGCAGUCUGAAAGUUCCUUUAAAUGGAUUGUUCAAAAGUCACAUACUUUGUUACUGUUUGCUACAGUUAAUGGUUCGAUU